This is a messenger RNA of Agelaius phoeniceus (red-winged blackbird), 2256 nucleotides long. RefSeq names its product keratin, type II cytoskeletal 75-like. Gene Ontology annotation, cellular component: keratin filament. Gene Ontology annotation, biological process: intermediate filament organization; keratinization. Gene Ontology annotation, molecular function: structural constituent of skin epidermis. Lineage: Eukaryota; Metazoa; Chordata; Aves; Passeriformes; Icteridae. The record is from RefSeq and is a predicted model, not a curated record.
AUGCAGCCAAGCCCAGAUCCCUGGGGGAUAAAAGGGGCAGCCUGGUUCCCUUUCCUCAGAGAGCUGCAGAGUCUCUCUGGCUGUGUGGGGCCCUUCUCUGCCGCCACGAUGAACCGGGCACUCAGCAUGAGGGCAGGAGGGGGAGGCCGAUCCUACAGCGCUGCCUCAGCCAUAAUUCCCAGCAGCAACAGGGCUGGCUUUAGCUCUGUGUCUGUAGCACGAGGAGGAGGAGGAGGAGGAGGAGGCUUUGGGAGGCUCAUUGGAGGAGGUGGUGGCGGCAGUUCUGGCGGUGGUGCAGGUUUUGGCAGCAGGAGCCUCUACAACCUUGGUGGCAGCAAGAGGAUUUCCAUCGGGGUUGGAAGCAGCUUCCGAGCUGCUUUUGGAAGUGGAGCUGCUGGUGGCUCUGGCCUGGGAGGUGGGUUUGGUAGUGGUGGAGCUGGUGGUGGCCUUGGGCUGGGGCUUGGUGGUGGAGGAGGUGGGUUUGGUGGUGGUGGAGCUGGUGGUGGCCUUGGGCUGGGGCUUGGUGGUGGAGGUGGUGGGCUUGGCUUUGGUGGAGGUGCUGGUGGGCUUGGCUAUGGUGGUGGUCACGGAGGUGGUGGAGGGUUUGGCUUUGGUGGACUGGGGGGGCUGGGAGGAUUCCCUGCAGGGCUGGGAGGUGGCAGGAGCCCCUCAGGAUUUUCUGGGAGCCCACCUGGAGUGGGUACAAUCCAAGAAGUGACAGUAAACCAGAGCCUCCUGGCACCGCUGAACCUGGAGAUAGAUCCAAACAUCCAACAGGUGCGGAAAGAUGAGAAGGAGCAGAUCAAGACUCUCAACAACAAAUUUGCUUCUUUCAUUGACAAGGUUCGCUUCCUGGAGCAGCAGAACAAGGUGCUGGAGACAAAAUGGACCCUUCUGCAGGAGCAGGGCCAAAAAAACAAUUCUGGCAAGAGCAACCUGGACCCACUGUUCGAGGCCUACAUCAACAACCUGCGACGGCAGCUGGCCAACCUGCUCAAUGAGCGGGGACGCAUGGAUGGGGAGCUGAAGAACAUGCAGGACCUCGUGGAGGACUUCAAAAACAAAUAUGAAGAGGAAAUCAACCGGCGCACGGCAGCAGAGAACGAAUUUGUGGUGCUCAAGAAGGAUGUGGAUGCUGCUUACAUGAACAAGGUGGAGCUGGAGGCCAAGGUGGAUGCCCUGAGUGAUGAACUCAACUUCCUUCGAGCCCUCUACGAGGCGGAGUUGGCCCAGCUCAGUGCCCAAGUGUCUGACACUGCUGUCAUCCUGUCCAUGGACAACAACCGGGACCUGGACCUGAGCAGCAUCAUUGCUGAAGUCAAAGCUCAGUACGAGGACAUCGCCAACCGGAGCCGCGCCGAGGCUGAGGCUUGGUACCAAACCAAGUUUGAGGAGCUGCAGGCCACGGCUGGGAAACACGGUGAUGACCUGCGCAACACGAAGGGUGAAAUCUCAGAGCUCAACCGGCUCAUCCAGAGGAUCCGCUCCGAGAUAGAGAACACGAGGAACCAGUGUGCCACCCUGCAGACGGCCAUUGGAGACUCAGAGGAGCGUGGGGAGAUGGCCCUCAAGGACGCCAAGGCAAAGAUGAUUGACCUGGAAGAUGCCCUGCAGAAAGCCAAGGCUGACAUGGCCCGGCAGCUUCGGGAGUACCAGGAGCUCAUGAACGUCAAGCUGGCCCUGGACAUUGAGAUCGCGACCUACAGGAAGCUGCUGGAGGGCGAGGAGAGCAGGCUCAGCGGGGAGGGACUGAACCCCAUCAGCUACUCUGUCAUCAGCUCCAGCUCUGGCAUUUCUGGUGGAGCUGGCUUAGGAGGAGGAUUUGGUGGACUGAGCCUGAGUGGAGGAGGCGGCGGAAGUGGUUUUGGCCUUGGAGGAGGUGGUGGAAGCAGCUUUGGUCUUGGAGGAGGUGUUGGAAAUGGUUUUGGCCUUGGAGGAGGCAGCGGGAGCAGUUUCGGUCUUGGAGCUGGCGGAGGAGGAGGAGGAGGAAGCUACAGUUUUGGAAGUGGAGGAGGACUUGGACUUGGGGCUGGAGGUGGUCUUGGAGGUGGAUUUGGAGGAGGGAGUGGUCUGGGCACUGCUGGCAGCUACAGCCAUGCUGGGGGUGGCAGCAGCGCCCUGAGCACCAGUGGAGGGAAUUUCAGCUCUGGAAGUGCAAAAGGCACCAACCCAGGUGUGAAAAUCGUCUCCAAAACCUCCUCCAGCAAAAAGAGCAUAAAAAGCCAAAGCCUGAAGAAUGCCACAGAGCCUGAGUAA